GCUGCCUCUCAUGAUCUACUCGUGAACUAGGGCAUUCUAUUCUUGCGCCAGCGAGUUGCAGUUUCUCCUCACUUCCUGUUAGGCACCGCUGAGUCAAAGCUGUGGGAGUCAACUGGAUUCGGUGCUCCGGCUCGGCGGUGCAGCAUCUCCUCCUCUUGGUUAGUUAUUUCUCGCAGUGUGCCCAUUAUCGUCAUACGUGUUUGUGUUAUGUCGCUGACUCUCAUGGGGUGCGUUUUACUGUAAUUAUCCUGAUCAACCCAUUAAGGAACAUAAGACAGAGCCAACUCCGAGGAAACUGAGCCAGUGGUCCUCCUUAGGUGUCACUGCUUGGGCACCAUCCCAGGGCUCGUCUUACUGCAAGUUCCAAGCUGUAAAUCCAUAAGGCUGCACGUCCCACAGAAGAUCUAGCUUGGAACAAAGUGUCGAGCUGGGAUAUUAAUAUGUUCCAAAGGAGAAGAUAGAUUCAUUUUCUUGGCUUGCUCUUAAAGACUGGAAACAGCCGGGCCUGUCAUUAUAUACACAGAGGAGUUUUUGUAUAUAAUUAGCUUUCUUUGGUAUGUGCCAAAGGGGCAAGAUGAGGUCCUAAUCUGAUUGAAUUUUUAUUAAUUUGUAAGCAUUGAAUUUGCAGUGCACUUAAAUAAGGCUCUGUUUUAGAGAGUGACAUUGUGCACCUUUCCUAUAUGCAUCACACAGGCACAUGUGAUGCACACUGGAUUCACUGGAUUUCAAUAGCAAUAAUAGCUGGACAUAUACCUCCCAUCCAAAAUGGAAUAUCGACAGUCAUCAGAGACCCUGCUCCAUGGAGAAUUCGGAGUCUACCCAUCCAAAGGUAUUCGCUAUGCACUUAGCUUGACCCACACAGGUCUCCAUAUCCAGAGACUGGUCCCGAAGCCUGAAGAUGACCAUCGCCUCGUUCUGCCGCUCAGUGACAUGGUGGGCUGUCACACUCUGCGCAGUCACAGUUCCGGGGAUAUGUUUGCCUAUUUUUCCAUUUAUUCCUAUCCGCUCAAGAAGAAAAAGGUCACCAUGGGACCUAGCCGCACCCGACAGAGGUUGGUUCGCACAUUCCGCGUAGAUGAAGAAUCGGAAUAUAACAGAAACCUUGCUAUUGCUGAGAAGUGGGCAACCGCUAUAAAGUGUUUGAUUCAGGAAAUUCCCAUAGGCAGUGAAACAGAAUUUGUUCCUGAGCUUCUGCCCAGAACCCGGAGGUUAAUGCUUUUGGUAAAUCCAUGUGGAGGAAGAGGGAAUGCCCUCCAGCAGUGUCAGAGCCACAUACUGCCCAUGCUGACGGAGGCAGAAAUCAGCUAUAAUCUCAUACAGACAGAGAGGCAGAACCACGCGCGAGAGCUAGUGCAAGGAAUCAGUUUGGAGCAAUGGGACGGUAUAAUUGUCAUCUCUGGAGACGGACUACUCUAUGAGGUUAUUAAUGGUUUGAUGGAACGCCCCGACUGGGAAGAUGCAAUAAAAAUGCCUGUGGGAAUUCUCCCCUGUGGCUCAGGAAAUGCCUUGGCGGGAGCGAUCAACUACAAUGCAGGGUUUGAUCAGGCAAUGGGGUCUGAGCUGCUGCUAAACUGCAUCUUGCUGCUGUGCCGUGGUACUGUUAUUCCUAUGGACCUGGUGUCUUUGACAACCUGCUCUGGAAUCCGUUCUUUUUCAUUCCUUAGUGUAGCCUGGGGUUUUAUCUCCGAUGUGGACAUAGAGAGCGAGAAGUACCGUCACAUGGGUUCAGCUCGCUUCACAGUAGGAACGAUGGUAAGGGUAGCCUCCCUGCGGACUUAUAGAGGCCGCCUUUCCUAUCUGCCAGUUUUGGAUGCCCAUCGCCCAAUUUGCAGGAGCAUCACUUUGUCUCCUAAUGGGAGUCUGGCUCCAUUUCAGCGCUCUCAGUUGCACCGUACCAUAUCAGACAUUGGACUGUGCGAGGAGAGGAAUGUGAUGUAUAAGCGCAGUUCUACUGCUCUUGACACAAAUGAGUUGCCCAGUUUUGAGUCACCUUCUCCAAGUUCACCUACAGCCUUGCACUCUUCCAGCUUCAACUUUGACUCUCUCUCGGAUGACCCUUCAUAUCAGGAUUCUGUGUAUUCCAAAGACUUAAAGCCUCAGAGGCACCAUCAGGUUAAUGGACCCAAGGACGACCUCUUGCCUUCUUUGGGGCAACCUCUGCCUAAGAACUGGAUAAUUGUUGAAGAUAAUUUUGUCUUAGUGUUGGCCAUUUAUCAGAGCCAUUUAGGGGCUGAUUUGUUCACGGCUCCAUUUUCCACUUUUGAUGAUGGUUUGAUCCACCUUUUCUUUGUAAAAGCAGGUAUAUCCCGGGCAGCCCUUGUGCGCCUCUUCCUAGCCAUGGAAAAAGGUACACACUUUGAGACGGAAUGUCCAUACCUCACCCACAUUCCUGUUAGAGCCUUCCGCUUGGAGCCUCUCACAAGAAAGGGAAUUAUUACUGUAGAUGGAGAGCGGGUGGAAUAUGGGCCUAUCCAGGCUCAGAUACACAAAGGACUAAGUAACCUUAUCACUGGAUCUUGCAAAGUCCGUUUGACUCCAUUCUAAUUGUUUUUUUAGUAGCCCCAGGCUAUGUCGUGCAAUAUAAUAUUAGCUCUAGCUUUCCUGAAGCUAAUAAUAGUUCUCAUUAUUAAGCAUACCACCUACAAGGGAAGUUUAGUAACAAUGAAAUUUAAGCAUGUGCCUAUCCAUUUCUAGUGCCAGCCACAAACAGGAGCAUGUACAAUGUAGUUGUAGGUUUCCUAUGUGUAGUUAGCUGCUUCUCUACCUUCUUGGACACAGAAAACCUAGAGGGAACUGAAUUAGGCCAAUGCAGUGGACCAUAUUGGCUCUUAAUACUCUCAGUUAAUGCUACAAUAUAAAGCUGGUAAUUUACGCCUACCUAUAAUGUCCAUCUGAGCUUCCUAUUAAUUUGCUAAUGACGCAAAAUGAAAUUCCUUGAAUGGGAGAUAGUAUGAACUUUAUUUCUUAGCAAAAAUAUGUACAUUGGUUUGUAUGUACAGGCUAUAGGCCAUAUUUAUUUAUGCAAGGGAGAUUCUCCAUCCAGUGGUGGUUUCAGUUCAGGUCUCUUGGAGCUUAAGCACAUCAUACCUUUCCUUUCUUUAUGUACAUGCAAAGCUAUACCUAGGGUAGGCUGCAUACAGAGUAACUGCAAGACUUCUACUCACACUUUCAAACUGCGUUAUCAGUCUUGCCGACGACGCAAGAGGCCAUGGCGCUUUACUGCGCCAUUAACUCCAGCUCUGACGACAUUUUGUUUUAAUGUCCUGUGAAAACUUGGGAGACACUUUUUUUUUUUCUCUCAUUCCAUUACCUUUUGGAUUUUAUUUAUGGGUUAAAUGUGCCAAAACCCUGGCCUUGUAGUUGUAAGCCUGAUGGCCAUAGCAUUGAUCUCUGUAAUGUGGAGUGUUUACAUAUCACAAAUUACUGACCCCCAUCUUAAUCGACUUUAAACUACAGGGUUGAGCAGGCAUCAUGAGACUGGUGAAUGGACCCCCACUAAAACCUCUAGGGAGUCAGCAGUCAUCAUGGAAUGGCAUCAUGCUUGUGAUGUGAUUUUAUGGUUUGGCCAACUGAUAGGAUCUCUAGACUUCAUCCAUCCAGCCUCCUGCCCCAAUUACACUCUGUCUUUCAGCCUUCCAGACAGUUUACUUUUUCUAUUAUGAAAUGCCUCAUGUGCUGUCUUCUGAGCAUGAAAGCUUUGCCCCAUUAGAUGCCCUUGCUGGGCAAUAUAAUAGUGCCUUUUUCAGUGUAGAAGUAUCUUGCACUGCAGACCAGUUGUGACUCUAAUUGGGAUGGCUUCAUAUUGUUUUCAGUCAUCCCUUUUGUUAUAAACACAAAGUGGCGGAAGGGCAAUUGUAUUAGGGAAAAGCAACAAAAUCCCUUGACUCGCAUGUCAUUUCCUUCUUUAGAGAGCUGCCAGUAAUGAGAUGAGGGCAGGAUGGCUUAGAGCAGAUUUAAGGGUCUUUACAUUGUUCAGAUUCUUUUUCAUAUUAAUAUGUACUCACACAUCUGUAACAGGAAGGCAAUUGUAUUCCUUUUAUAAACUAGCACCUUGUACGGUUUUAUAUAUGCAUGCUAAGCGGUUGGCACAUCCUUGCACCUCUGAAUGUGUGAAGCUGCAUGCAGGUUUUGUUUUUAGUAAAACAGGGAAAACGCAAGGUAAUGAGAUGGGUCUGUCUCAAUAAAGACAUGGAUAGAAAUUCUACACCUUAUGCAUUGGGCUUCUGUACCAGGCCAAGGCCACCACUAUCCUUUCACUCUGUGCCCUCAAACAUGUCCCCAGUGGCUCCCCGUUUUCUUCUCUUCUAAUUUACUGCACAUGCUCUGGGCUGCUGGGGAGCUUAGGGACCCACUCACACUAUACUGUAUAUAGUUUACAGAUGAAUUCAUAUUUCAAUGUUGAUGCGUAAUUUGCAUUACAUGGCAGCUUUUAAACCAAAUCACUCCAAUAGCAUUAGCUUUUAUGAAAGGUGUAACCUCACUUUCUGCCAAUAUUUUUAUGAUUUUCAGCGACCCCUUAAGCUCAGCUUUUUAACAGCAGCCCAGAGCACACUGGGCAUGUGCAGUGUCACUGACACUCCGUAGAUGGCCUAUCAAGAUAAGAAGGUGGGGAGCUGCUGUGGACAACUUUAAAAUACAAGGAGAUCAGCAACAGCACUCACUUAAAAUGUCCGGCACUUUGCCUUUUAUUAAACCACAGGCUGAUUGUGCAGAGAUGUCAAGUUUUUGGAGGGAUGCACCCUCCCUUCCUCACUAAGGCAGAGGUUGUCCCCAUGAAAUGCUGAAUUCACAUAUAUGGCGAUACCCAGGCAUCUGAAGCACCACCUAAGUUGGCAUGAAAAGGAAUGCAGGUGAGAACCCUAUAUACAAGCGGUAUGCAUUAAAGGCACGGAUCAUUACUGUUAUAAGGCUUUUAAACCCUUGAGCUGGUACAGUUAGUUCAGUAUAUAAAUUACAACAUCUAUAACUAUAUUUUUUAUUGUUCUAUAAUGAUAAAAUAGAGUUUAGUACAGGGAAAUAUCAACGCUAGCAUCAUCUUACUGUAUCUGUCUACAUGGUCUAUGUGGAAACCAAUAGGAGUCGCCCCUGUUAUUGUUAAUUCUGUUUAUGGUCUGUCUGGCUUUCUACACGCCCAUUAUGGAACACCCUUUAAUGUAUGGGCUGCUACCCAUUCUGCCCUCUUGACUAGAACAAGAGCCCUAUGGUAGUUUAUGGCCAUUGAGACAGUGGCAGAAUAGGCAAAAAUAUAAUUGCUAGCUGAGCCAGUAAUCUUCAUUUAAACUAUGGAAAGGGGAAGUAGAUAGACAUUAAGCUUUUAAAGGAAAACAAAAUCCCUAAUGUGUAGUAUAUUGCAUAAAACAGUCAAUAUGUAAAACCAUUUUCAUAAAAAAAAUUCAAAAAAGUAUGUGCUAUUGGGUAAUCCUAAAUAGAAAAUUGCCAUUUUAAGAAUUAAGGGCCGCCCCCUGGGAUCAUACGAUUCACUGUGCAAACCAAUAAACUAAGGGCACACAUACAUGCUAGGCCCCAACAGCCAAUGAAUGGACAAAGUUCUGCCUUUUUCUCCCACACUACUUCCUGUUACAGUUAGAGCUGCAUUAUUUCCUGUCGGCUCAAGUCAAAAAAUAUAAAAGAGAAUUAUUUAUUGAUAAUCUUUAACAGGCUGCAUAGUAUAUAUCAUAUUAUCUGUUGCAUAAGUAUUCAUCCUGGGGGGUAUAGUUUUCCUUUAAUGUUUUCAUUGGACAAAGCUAAAUAGAGAUUAAAGAAGGAAGGUUUGGUGGGUAAGGCAAAUAAUAAAAAUGGUCAUUCUGCAGCAUUUACUGUCUGGAAUAGUGGGAUCCAAUUUAACUGUGCCCAUUGCAGUUCAAGCCUGGGUAAAUAUUUCAUUAAUAUUGCUUCAUUCCAUUCAUAUUUUUGUUUUUACAGUUCUCAAAAUGUUUUUAGUGUUGAAUUAAUCUGAAAAUGAAACAAAUCUCAGAAAUAUGCAAAACUUUUCGCGUUCCAGUUGCUGCAGAAUUAAAACUCCUCCUAAACCUCCUGCUGAUCUGGAGUAGGGGAUUCUGGGAGUUGUAGUUCUUUAACACAUUGGUUGACCUAGUGUGGAAUGUUUGUAUUGUUUCCCAAAGGAAAUGUCUUUGUGCUUUCCCUCCUUGUUAUUAGCAGCCAGGAGACAUUGCUUGUAGAUGCCUCUGCGCAGAACAAUGUGAAUAUGAACUAAUGUGAAUGUGCAGCUUUUAUCAUUGUCUAAUAUAAAGCUCUCUCUGCCUGACCGUAGCCUUCUGUUUUUUC
Molecule: messenger RNA, 6285 nt
Organism: Xenopus tropicalis (tropical clawed frog)
Lineage: Eukaryota; Metazoa; Chordata; Amphibia; Anura; Pipidae
Gene: sphk2
Product: sphingosine kinase 2
Exons: 6
Coding region: 766-2544 (592 amino acids)
Cellular component (GO): endomembrane system; cytoplasm
Molecular function (GO): ATP binding; transferase activity; sphingosine kinase activity
Source: RefSeq, a predicted model, not a curated record